This is a messenger RNA of Magnolia sinica, 2719 nucleotides long. RefSeq names its product protein ANTI-SILENCING 1-like. The record is from RefSeq and is a predicted model, not a curated record. Gene Ontology annotation, molecular function: chromatin binding; RNA binding. The transcript is spliced from 14 exons. NCBI's taxonomy places the organism in Eukaryota, Viridiplantae, Streptophyta, Magnoliopsida, Magnoliales, Magnoliaceae. Bases 306 to 2141 code for a protein of 611 amino acids.
GUUCUUUCUGCUCUUCGUUUUUGGCUGUACAAAUGCAUCACUGAGGUGCUCUGUCCGACGUGCGACGGAGGGACGUCUCCCUCUUUCACCGUCUGUCUUUGCAAAUUGCAAUACACCACUCUCUCUCUCUCUCUCUCUCUGCUAUACACCACUCGUCACGUUCUCUAUUCAAGGAGCGAGGAAGUUCAAGAAGAACCCAUUUAUUGGAUUUCAGUAUAUGUCUGUAUCGUCAUGGGGUUGUUUAUUCUCUGAAGAGGAUCUUAAAGACAGGCCUAAUCUGUUUCAAUCUAGAGCCAUUUCGAGCUAUGUCUCAUUCUAAAGAAGCAGACAGAGGAGAGAACUACAAUUUUAGGUGGGGAAAGAAGAGAGGGGUGUAUGGGAAAAACUUCCAAACUUAUGAGUCUUUUACGUUUGAUGGUAUGGAAUACUCGCUCUAUGACUGUGUAUAUUUGCACACGGAAGAUGAGCCUGAACCCUAUAUUGGGAAGAUUAUAAAAAUAUGGGAGAAGCCAAAUCAUAGAAGAAGAAUAAAGGUCGUGUGGUUUUUCCGCCCCAUUGAACUUGUCAACUGGUUCGAAGACGUACCACUUAAGAAUGAGAUCUUUCUGGCAUGUGGUGAAGGAAUAGGCGUUUCCAAUGUUAAUCCUUUGGAAGUGAUUGUUGGCAAAUGCAACGUUAUCUGCACAUCAAAGGACACGAGAAAUCCACAACCUUCAGACGAUGAAUUGAGAAUGGCUGAUUACAUUUUCUAUCGUACAUUUAACGUUGGAAAUUAUACAAUAUCAGAAAGAAUAGAGGAUUCAAUAGCUGGAAUUGAAGGCAUGUAUUUUUUUAAUAGGAAAGUGCGGCAAAGUCCAAGUGGGGUUCCCAAACACACUAAUUUGAAGGAUGAUGAAGGGAAAAUUAAUAGUAGCAGCGAAACUUCACAUUUGCUGUCCAACUUGCGAAAAUCACAGGAAACCUUAGUGAAAGAUAAGAAGCUUGGUUGUCCAACAAGUUCAGUCUCCAAAGGUGGUAGAGUGGAACCUUUUUCAGAUGAGCAGACCAAAUCAAGACGAAGUAUCAGUUUUGAUGAGGAUGAGGCUAAGUCUGGUAAAGUUAAUGAAAGUCGGGUUGGAAAUGAAGAGAAUCCAAAAUCUGCUGAAAGUAAACCUGGUUCAGUUUUAUUUGGGAAUAUGCCUUCUGAGAAAGUUCACCCGGUUGGAAAUGCACAGAGUCUGAAAUCUGCUGAAAGUUCACCUGGUUCAGUUUUAUUUGGGAAUAUGCCUUCCAAGAAAUGGAAGAUCAAUGACUCUUUAGCUAAAUCCUCUGAGGAAUUAGCACUUCGCAAGGGCAAGACUGCCAUUUGCUUACAGAGGGUGUCUGAGACUCAUGUCCGUGAUCCUGAAGACAAAACAAAAGCGAUGAUUGUCAAAGAUUCUAUUAGGCAAGACCAAUCUUUUAAGAAGGUGAAGACGGAUGAGAAGGUGGUUAAGCCUUCUGAGGGGACACUGCACAAAGGUGCUCCUGCACUUGCAGUGAAGGGCAUUGUAACUGAUGCUCAGAGGUCAUUAGUAACCAGAAGGUCGGAUGUGGAUAGAAGCAAGUGGUUCAGGAAUCUUCCUUGGGAAGAUAGAAUGAAGACUGCUGAUGAGCAAGGAACACUUGUUAUACUAGAGAAUUUGGAUCCAGAUUACACUUCAACAGAAAUACAGGAUAUAAUUCGGCAAGGUUUUAGGGAGGAAUGCUAUUCAAAGGUGAUACCGCGUACUGCAUUUUCUAGCCCACAUUCCGGUAAAGCUAUUGUUAUUUUUAAGUCAAGAGAAGCAGCAGAGACGGCACUCAGGAAGUUAGAGAGAGAAUGCCUGAUGCUACCAAAUGGAAGACCUCUUGUUGGUAGCAGAGGAACUCCAAGGGUGCCAGGAAAACUGCAAACAUUUCCUGGCCACCUGUCUAUUGACAAAGUUAAACUCCGAAUGCUGCCAAGGGAAAUGCAAAAAGCAGUGUCGACAUCACAUUGUUCUCAGCCCAACACGAUUGAAUAUGAGAUGGCGAUGGGAUGGAAGCUAAUGCAAACUAGAUCAGAAAUGUGGUGGAAAGAGUUAUAUAAGCAACAAGGGGUGGAAUUGGAAGAACUUAAAAUGCAGCUGAAGACCAAAUAAGCAGUGACAGCAAGCGUCAGCUCCUUUUGUCAAGCCACAUGGCUUCUCAUUGUUCUCAAGAUACAAGGUUUUCAAAGGAAGCUAAAGAGAGAUACAUUUCACCACUAGUUAUUUGCCACUGAUGUCAGUCUACCUUCAACUCUUCAGAUUUAAAUACAGAAGACUCACAUGGAAUAGGCACACUGACCUGCACCUAACAUUGAUUUGCCAUGGGAUGACUUUGAAAUCCAUCUCUAUGCUUCAUGCCCAAGUUUUGUACAAGUCCUGAUGGGAAGCUGUGCUCUUUUUUUCACCAUGCAUAGCUUGUAUUGCAAAAUCUUUGAGAAUUCUAGAAAUUGAAAUAUGUAUCAAUUGGGUCUGUAAUGUGUUCAUUCCAUUUGUAAAUUUGAUCCAUCUACAGCCAAUUUGGUUUUUGUUGAGAUGAUACAUUGCAAGAGAAAAUUAUACUGAUGGGUGUAACAAACAAGCUCCACAUCAGAAUGUCAUAUGCAGGGCUGCCAUCUUAGCGAACUUAUUUCCAGUUUUCUUCAGUUACAAAACACUCGAACCUCGAUGCAGUAUACAAUCAUUAUGGUGUG